Messenger RNA from Linum tenue, 372 nucleotides. NCBI's taxonomy places the organism in Eukaryota, Viridiplantae, Streptophyta, Magnoliopsida, Malpighiales, Linaceae. The record is from the annotation of a GenBank genome assembly.
AUGCGACAAGAGCCUCGACCGCCAGUUCUGCCUCAACUACCUGCAAUCCACCCCCGGAAUCUCCGCCGCCGAUCUCAAGGGCUCCGGCAUCAUCGUCCUCAACUCCGCACGUGCCGAGGCGUCCGGCACCGAGAGCUACUUCAAGGGCCUGCUGGCGAAGGCCGCGGGCUCCAAACAGAAGGAGGCGUACAAGACGUGCCUGAGCAACUACGACGACGCCGUCGGCAACAUCGAGGCGGCGAGGGAGUCGAUGAGCGGCGGCGACUACAACGGGGCCAACAUCCAGGCGUCGGCGGCGCAGGAGAACGCCGACACGUGCGACGAGGGGGUGAAGGGGACGGAGCUGUCGGGGAAGAAUCAGCAUCUCGUUAA